AAUUCAUUCCAGGCCUUAAAUUUGUGUAGUUCACACAGUGUUCAAAAAGUUUACAUUAUUAUUUUGUUUUCUUUUUUCAAAUUGUAUCAUUUCGAAUUUUUGGAUUUGGCGCUUUUUUCGUCGAAUUAGGUAUUUAAACUGAAGAAAGCAAAUUGUAUCAAUUUUUUAUUACUUAAACCAACAAUAUGUGUUGCGGACCUGCUGGUUGUUGCCCAUCCUGUGGACCUCCUUGUGGCGGACCUUAUUGCAAGCCGUGCUGUGUUGAAAUGUGUUUUUCACCGUGUACACCUGCUUAUUUGCAAUGCUCUUAUUGCUGUGGGUGUUGAGAGAAAAGAAUAUCAUUGAUAAUUCGUCAAAAAAAUUUUCAAUGAGGAGAAAUGAGUAUUUUAAUAACUUAACGAUAACAAAAUAAUAAUGUAAAACCAAAAAAAAAAAACAACCAUAUCAGUGUUCCUUCUAUUUUUGUUUUGAU
Messenger RNA from Drosophila sulfurigaster albostrigata, 472 nucleotides. RefSeq names its product male-specific sperm protein Mst84Dd. Bases 186 to 326 code for a protein of 46 amino acids. NCBI's taxonomy places the organism in Eukaryota, Metazoa, Arthropoda, Insecta, Diptera, Drosophilidae. The record is from RefSeq and is a predicted model, not a curated record. The transcript is spliced from 2 exons.